Phycomyces blakesleeanus NRRL 1555(-) is the source of this 675-nucleotide messenger RNA. RefSeq lists its product as hypothetical. The transcript has a single exon. Lineage: Eukaryota; Fungi; Mucoromycota; Mucoromycetes; Mucorales; Phycomycetaceae. The record is from RefSeq and is a predicted model, not a curated record. The annotation marks the transcript as partial.
UCAAUUGGCAACCGUCCUUCCCGUCCUUCCCACUGGAAAAAAUUCUGGAAUUCAGUACUUCAAGCAGCUGCAGAGCACCGCAAUUUCUGCUACAAGAAAUGGUGCCGUGCAUGUGGUACAGACAGAAUUCAUUGGUGGGAUAAGCAUCUCAAAGUGCAGGCAGAAUUCCGACAUCAAGUGCAAUCAUCUAAGCGCCAAUCAUGGCAUGCUUUCUGCAAAUCAAUGGAACAAGACUUUUCCAAAGCAACAUCAAAGAUCAAGCAACUCAAACGCCAACAGCAGCCUCAGCACAUGUUUCAACAUAGUGAUGGACCAGCAACAGCAGCAACAAUUAUGUGUGAGCAUCUUGCAUCUGUAUACAGUGGCAGUAUCCUCUCAGAUCAGCGUCCUCCUCCUCCUCUUCACAGUACUAGUCUGCCUUUUGCCUCUGCCAACUCACCAUUUGUUUCUUCAGUGGUAGAGGGAUGCAUGCAAUUUAUGCCUAACUGCAAGGCACCAGGCCCAGAUCACAUCAGAGCAGAAAUGUUGAAAGUAAUUCAACCACAAAUUGCUCCACUACUCUCACUCUUGUUCACCAUCUGUUGGCAAUGGUCAUAUGUACCUGUUAUUUGGCGUCAGGCUCAAGUUUUUCCCAUUUACAAAAAGGGAGAUCCAUCAAUUGCUGCUAACUAUUGA